ACAGUUAUAUCAAUUGCGGGUGGUACACGUCACGCCCAUGAGGCGGUUCACGAUCGCACGUGUGGUUCGUGCGGAAACCUAUCGAGAAAUCUCUAUAUAAGCUCCGUUUCAUUUCUCGAUUAUGCAUCCCUGAAAAUCCUCUUAUUAAAGAAGACGAUAAUAUUCUUCCAUCUCAAUUCAUCUCUCUUCUUGCUUUCUCUCUCUUCUUCUUCCUUUCGUUCUGGCUUUUACGUUUCUUCACAGAAGAGAUGGCCACCGUAAUUCUUCCGCCGCAGGACUGCCUUGGGAACGGGCUUCGCCGCCAAGGUCUGGUUCUCUCCGCUCCAUUAAAAUCGCGGCGAAAUUCUAAACCUAACCCUAGUUCUUCCACCAACCCUAACUUUAACCACGACGUGUCUUCCGGCCGGCGACGGAGGAGCCCGGCGGUAGGAGUUAAGUCUAAUCGUCAAGCCAACAGAGGUCGGAGUCGGUCGGGAGAGCCGUCCACGGCGCCGUCGGCGGCGGCAAAGGUUUCACCUAAGGCUCUGGUUAUGGGCCAGGUCAAGAUCCUGAAGCGUGGGGAGAUGUUGACUCCGGAUCGAGGAGUUGGUGGUGUUGAUUGUGGCAAGCGGAGGUUGGAAUUGAAGGCCGACGAUAUGGAUUUGGGUUUAGGAUCCACUGAUCGGUUGGGUCCAGACCCGGAUUUGAUGCAGAAGCAGGUUGUGUUUUCGGAAUUGAAGGUUGCCGAUGGGAUCUAUGCUGGAUCGGGCGCUUUCUUUGCCUCACCGCCACCGAGUUCGGUACCGUUGCCGUCGUUUUUAGGCAACAACGGCACCGCAACAAGCGACCUGCGGCGGUUGCUGCGACUUGAUUUGGACUGAUCACGUCGAGCAAAAGAAGUGAACAAUCCAAAAUGGUCUUGGACGGUCGGGGGCUGGGUUUGAUUACUCCAGAAUUCAGUGAUGACAGAAUAUGAUGUGUUCUUACUUUCGAUGGUGAUUGUUCGGUUUUACCUCAGCAUCUCCCUUUAUUUUUUCAACAGGGAGAUGUCUGAGUUGCGAGCAGAUGAACUGGCUGAAGUGAAGCAACAUGGCAGUUCUUCUAGGUUUCUGUUACUCAGAUCGAUUAGGGUUCUUAGGUGGAUUUGAUUUUCUUUCUCAUAGAACAACAUAGCUCUACUUUACAUCUCUCUGAGCGUUUCGUUAUAGUGGGUCUUUGUUGGUGACUUGGUGUGGGUUUUCUUAGAAGCUAAUGGGAUUUUAAGUUUGGUGUGGGUUUUCCUAUAGGAGUUUCUUAGAUAUAUGCUUUGAACUAAGCUAGGUUUCGAAGAAUUUGAAGUUGCGUAUCUUUGCUUUGUUUCUCCAGACAGAUUUCAAUGUAUAAAAUCAUACAGAAGAUUUGGUUUC
Molecule: messenger RNA, 1385 nt
Organism: Momordica charantia (bitter melon)
Lineage: Eukaryota; Viridiplantae; Streptophyta; Magnoliopsida; Cucurbitales; Cucurbitaceae
Source: RefSeq, a predicted model, not a curated record